UAUAUAUAUAGUUGGGUUGAUAAUUCACAGAAGAAGAAAACGAUAUCUGAGGGCUUGUCACACUUUUCACAACCUGCAACUAUAAGAGGGUUUUCAUUUCUCCAUCGAUCAAUCUGAAUAAAGAAGAAGAAGAAAAUAAAUUAAUUUGGUCAGGGGGGCUAAGAGAAAAUUAGAAGCCACGAUGAAGAUAGAGACAGUGAUAUGGGAAUAGCAACGCCGCCGCCGCCAACAGUCGCCUCUCACCGGAAAGUACACAAUUCUGUUCAAUUCUCCGACGAGAACAAAAGUCCGUCGAUUUUUUCUAUGUCCGAAGAUUAUCAUCAUCAAGGUAGUAUUUUCAGUUUCUCGAAUGGAUUCGAGAGAUCGCAACAAGAACAACAACAUCACAAUCAGCAGCAGCAGCAACAACAACACAUAGCCCAGCAGAUCCGACGGGAUAAACUCCGGGUCCAAGGAUUCGACCCGCCGCCGCCGCUUGUCGGAAUCGAGGAGGAAGAAACCGGCGGGAUUCCCGUCUACGAACCCGCAGGUAUGUUGUCGGAAAUGUUCGGCUUCCCAUCAGGCGGCGCCUCCACUGCAACGGAAUUGCUCGAGAAUCAGAUACUCCAGAGCUACCGGAAUCCACGGGCUGGGCCGCCGCCCUCCGCCGCGGAUUGGUUCUCCCACCACCGCCAAGGCAUGGUGGUGGGUGGUGGCUCCGGCGGUGAUUUGGGGGUUUCCAAGCAUCACCAUCAUCAUCAACAACAACAGCAACAGCAGCAUCAGAUUUCGGGCAUUAAUGCUGACUCAGCGGCGGCCAUGCAGCUUUUUCUGAUGAACCCACCGCAACAGCAGCAGCGGCAAAGGUCGCCGUCGCCGUCAACCUCCCACCAAAACCCACCCCACGAAUCCACUUCCUCCACCCUCCACAUGCUUCUUCCAAACCCUUCUUCUUCCUCCUCCACACUCCACCACGCCUUACAUAACGCGCCUCCAGGAGGGGCUUUCGGUCAAUUCACAUGGCUUCAAAACAGCGGGAACGAAAGCAGCAACCCUAGCGAAAUUAAUCCAGGAGUUGUAGAAGGACAAGGACUCUCGUUAUCUUUGUCUUCUUCUCUGCAGCACCUGGAGGCGGCGAAAGCGGAGGAGCUGAGGAUGGGGGAGGGCGGUAUGCUGUUCUUCGGUCAAGGCGGCGGAGGGUCAACUCCGGCAACACAGUAUCAGUUCAAGAAUUCCGGCGGCGGCGGAAUCGGCCAUAGCCACCAGCUGCAUGUGGGGAUGGGCUCUUCUUUCGGAUCGGUCAAUAUGCUGCGGAGUUCAAAGUACGCUAAGGCAGCUCAAGAAUUGCUGGAAGAGUUUUGCAGCGUCGGUAGGGGCCAUUUCAAGAAGAGCAAAUUCAGGAAAGGGCAGAAUAACAACAACGGAUCAAACCCUAGUGCCGGCGGCGCCGCCACCAGCGGCGCCGCCGCUGCAGGUGGCGGAAAUUCAUCGUCUUCUUCGAAAGACAUUCCACCACUAUCGGCUGGUGACAGGCUUGAGCAUCAGAGAAGAAAGGUCAAACUGUUAUCUAUGCUUGACGAGGUGGACAGAAGGUACAACCACUACUGCGAGCAAAUGCAGAUGGUGGUGAACUCGUUCGACAUGGUGAUGGGAUUCGGUGCGGCGGUGCCGUACACGUGCCUGGCGCAGAAGGCGAUGUCCCGCCACUUCCGGUGCCUGAAGGACGCCAUCGCCGCCCAGCUGAAGAACAGCUGCGAGCUAUUGGGGGAGAAAGACGCCGGCACAUCCGGUGUUACAAAGGGCGAAACGCCGCGCCUGAGAAUGCUGGAGCAAAGCCUCCGCCAGCAGAGGGCGUUCCACCAGAUGGGCAUGAUGGAGCAGGAAGCGUGGCGGCCGCAGCGCGGCUUGCCGGAAAGAUCCGUCAACAUCCUCCGCGCGUGGCUCUUCGAGCAUUUUCUGCACCCGUACCCAAGCGAUGCAGAUAAGCAUCUGUUGGCCCGACAGACUGGUCUAUCAAGAAACCAGGUAUCGAACUGGUUCAUAAAUGCGAGGGUCCGUUUGUGGAAACCCAUGGUGGAAGAAAUGUACCAACAAGAAGCCAAAGACGACUCUGCUGCAUCAAAUGACCAAAACAGCAGCGGCAGUGCACAAACUCCAACGCCUCCCUCCACCGCCGCAAUUACUCCUCCUCCACCACCACCACCCCCACCCCCACCCCCCACUAUGAUAAGAUCAGAAAUCAAUAAUAAUGCCCAUCUUGAAAACGACCCUUCAUACAUCGCAAUUAAUACUAGGCAAGUCUUCUCGGAAAACCAACCCCCCACCACUUCCCUCCCUUCCGCCGCCGCCUCCUCCACGGCGGUGCAUCCUUUUCCGGCGGCCAUGCACGACGACCAGUCCUCAAUCGGAGCUACUACGUUCAUCAGGUUUGGGGCGAACGCGGGUGACGUGUCACUCACCCUAGGGCUACGUCACGCCGGAAACAUGCCGGAGAAGAAUCCGUUCUCGGUUAGGGAUUUUGGUGGAUGUUGAUUUUUAUUAAUUAGCUUAAUCAUUAUUAAUAUACCGGUGCUUAAUUAAAUAAGAAAUUUAAACCUUGUCACAGUUUAUAGUUUUUUCUUUUUCUUUUUUUUUUCUUCAGCAGUACUUGAAAUUAGUUCUAUUUUGUUUCAUUUUUUUUUAAUUUUUUUUUUUUAAAUUUAUGUCUACUCUUAGACAAAUACAUAUAUAAUGAGAACGUAGAAACUAAUGUUAGCAAAGUUUUAAUUACCAGGUUUUAUUGUAAUUGUAUAGUUACAAGUUUUGUACCUUUUAAUCCUUUAUUAAGUAUUAUAUGUAUUAAUCUA
This is a messenger RNA of Erythranthe guttata (spotted monkey flower), 2825 nucleotides long. Its product is annotated as BEL1-like homeodomain protein 2. Lineage: Eukaryota; Viridiplantae; Streptophyta; Magnoliopsida; Lamiales; Phrymaceae. Gene Ontology annotation, molecular function: DNA binding. Gene Ontology annotation, biological process: regulation of DNA-templated transcription. The record is from RefSeq and is a predicted model, not a curated record.